This is a messenger RNA of Neopelma chrysocephalum (saffron-crested tyrant-manakin), 501 nucleotides long. RefSeq names its product translation initiation factor IF-2-like. The transcript has 2 exons. The record is from RefSeq and is a predicted model, not a curated record. Lineage: Eukaryota; Metazoa; Chordata; Aves; Passeriformes; Pipridae. Bases 1 to 501 code for a protein of 166 amino acids.
AUGGACUCAAAUGAGAAGUCUCUAAUGAACAAAAAAGAAGUAAUGAAAUCCAGAAAUGGAGCAAAAGAGAAAAAGACCUCAAUGUUUGUGGAUAAAGUAAAGCCGCGAGGGCCACCUCCGCAGCGCAGAGGCUCAGAGGUGCUCGGUACCCAGCUUACCCUCCCCAGCGGCCGCGCCGCCGCCGCACCAUGGCGGGUGGGAGGCGGGGGCGGGCCGGGGCGGGGGUGCCGGGAGGCCGCCUGCGCGCAGGGACUGCCCCUCACCCCGCACCGCCAGCGCUCGGGCCCGUCGCACCGCCGCGGUAAGGGAGCGGGGAAGGGGCCGCGGGCCGGGCGGUGCGGGGUGGGGAGCGCGGGGCGGCCGAGCCGGGGCCGCGCUGUGGGGAGAGCGGGCGGCGGCAGCGGCAGGGCCGUGCGGGCCCGGCCGGCAGGAGGCCGCGGGGGAGGGAUCGCUGUCUCCGAGGGCGGGAGGGUGGAAAUGGAGGCACAGGAGAGCGCUUAG